UAUUAUUGCAAUGGUCCGAGACUUCAUCGAUUAUCCUGACUCCUUCCUAUGGAUAUCGCCGACCGCAUCCUCAAAUAUUUAGAGAGGAUACAUCCAACAUGAUACCGACAAGCGUUGAUGGGAACACUCCUAGUUUAACCGGAAGUACAUGGUUCAAUCCCUUGAAUUUAGGUUUUCACUUUGUACAAGAUUCAAAUUGCCUUUGCAUAAAAAAUUAAAAAAACGCCACCAAGAUCGGUACUUAUUUCCCUCGCGAUAGGAAAUUCUUAAUAGCGAGACUAGGCUCGAUAUAAUAACCCUCGUAAAAUUUGGGUAUUUCAAUGUUAUCACCCACCACGUAUCGCGACUACACAGCGCAUCAUUGAAGCACGAUGGUUUCUCACGAGCUGCAAACUCCAUCUGAGACACCGGAUAUAAUAAUCGACAGCAACUCUCCGUUCUCACCCUACAUGCUGCCCCGGGACUCGUACUCAGGCCCGAAACACACGGACGACGUGGACUACAACCAGAUAUGUGCCACCCGUGCCGCAUCCACCCCCCUCACCCCCGAAGAGCUAGGAUUAGUCCGGGGCCACCUCGGAGACAUGUUCCACGAAGAAGCAUCCGGUUCGCUGCGCUGGCACUCGACGUUCCGGACAGGCUGGGCGCGCAAUCUCGAAAUGGCGCUGGCGCCCCAGCAGCAUCAAGACAAUGGCACCAUGCGCUGGUUCCCCGACAUCUGCGACUACGCAAACAAGCAGACAGCCGUGUACUUCGUGGGCGAUAGAGCCGGCGACCGCCACGGCUACACGGACCGCCGGCUGGGCUGUUACAUAUACCGCACAUGGCACGCGCUGCACGGCGGACGGCCAAACCUGCAGCGGCAGCACUACUUCGCCAAGGCGCUGCGCGUGCCCGAGAGCGAGGCCGCGAGCUGGAGCGUCCCCGGCCUCGUCGCCGUCCACCGCCGGCUAUGCGACGCGACGGCGGCGCGUCUCGGGACCGAGGUCGUGCGGCUGCUAUGCAAAGACACCGCCGAUGCCGAUAGUACUUUCCCACCGCCAGACGGGGCGGCGCGGACGUGGCGCGAGCACGGCUUGUCCUUGCACCAUUUGUUCCGCGCCGUGGUCCUCGUGGCUGACGAGCACGUGUUGCCCGUGGAGUGUCCGGUGCAGCCGGUUCCGGAGAUCAGGGGCCACAACCAGCAUUGGAAAGUCGCGGCGUGGCUGGAGCGGCUGAUGCCCGAGUGUAGCGUGCUGAUGGUGCGGACGGGGGACGAUGAGCAUCUUAGCCGGCCUGUUUCGUUCGAGGGGCUGGUUAGGGAUGGGAAGACGGUUCCGCUGGGUUUGGAAGAGGGGAAGAUGGCUAGAGAGUUCGGCGUCGUGCGGGUAAAGGUUGAAGUGGCGAUGCGCUUCCUGUUCGAGCUGCAGGCCGAAGAGGAGGCUGCCUUUCCGAGCCUGCGACGGGGAUCGGGUAUGCUUACGGAAGAGCGCGAGAGUGCUUGCCAUGCUUGGGUGGAAAGCGUGCUCCAACAUGCCUCUCUCGAGGAAGUCGGGGUUGACGGGAACCUGUAUACAUGGGAGGCGGUGCGGCGGAUGUGGGCCGAACGAGAUGGGGAGAUCUUUAAUCAAGGUGCUCAGGAUGAGACACGACUGGCGCCGCUAUACUCAUGGUACGGGCUGCGGUGAAUUCCACGGGAAUAAUGGUAUCAUGUUGGAACUAGGAAGACCGUUUUUGAGGCCGCAAUUCAACGACUCAUCAGCAGCCACCGACGAAAUCAAAAUCGCGAAAGAGACACUUUUUCAAAUACUCGAGCUUCUUCAGGAGUCAGAUAAGCUGUCAAAACAAUUCCAAGUAUCGGGCAAACAAGACGAAGACCGCCCAACAGACGAGGCAGCACAAUCAGAGAGGGUUCUAUUCUCUCUAGACAAGAAGAUUUAAGACAUAAUCGUGCGUCACAGACGGAAAAAAAGUCAGUCGAGCAAUUGCUCAAUAGGUGCUCUUAACAGAACAUGCUAUAAAACUCAUCGAGGAUAUCACGUCGCUGAUAGACUCGCUGAUAGACUCGCUGCAUCAAUUAUUCCUAGUGCCCGAGAAAGAACUGGCGUUAGCUGUAGAGGAUGACGAUUUCUGGCCAUGAGGUUUGAUCGUCGGAGCCAUGCAACUUUAAUGUUCAACAUAUUAGCUUGUACAGCAAUAGAAGCUCAACUUCAGUUUUAGCGAUAAUCGUUGACAUGGACG
Annulohypoxylon truncatum is the source of this 2220-nucleotide messenger RNA. RefSeq lists its product as uncharacterized. The transcript has a single exon. The record is from RefSeq and is a predicted model, not a curated record. Lineage: Eukaryota; Fungi; Ascomycota; Sordariomycetes; Xylariales; Hypoxylaceae. The coding region runs from base 372 to 1667 and encodes 431 amino acids.